AUGACUGUCUCUGCAGCAAAUGACGGUCGCAUCACUCAGUCUCUCCCGAAACUUCUGUACAGCAACAAGGCUGAGAUCGAGGACUUUGCCAAAUCCCUCCUCGACAGGGUCCUCGAUUGCCUCAAUCGCCCGAUUGCCUUGGCACUCGAGCUUCCCGAAGACUUCUUUGUCAACAUGCAUCGUUGGAUACCCACGACGAGUCCCAACUCCGCUACAUGA
Emericellopsis cladophorae is the source of this 219-nucleotide messenger RNA. Its product is annotated as putative flavonol synthase protein. The record is from RefSeq and is a predicted model, not a curated record. The transcript has a single exon. NCBI's taxonomy places the organism in Eukaryota, Fungi, Ascomycota, Sordariomycetes, Hypocreales, Bionectriaceae. Bases 1 to 219 code for a protein of 72 amino acids.